GGAUACGUAGAUUUAUCGUUGAUAUGCAAUAUUCUCUUUGGAGCGAGCCGGUGACGUCAUGACUUAAAAUACUGGGUCACAGCUGGGAGCUUUCGUAGACAUUUGGCGCCUAAAUGCGCGCACAGGCGUAUACAGAUGAGAGAAAGAAGACCGAGUCGAAGAAAAAAAAUAAAAAGAAAAAGAAACGAAGAAGAAAAUCGUCAGAUGUGCAGUUAGACGUGCGUUAACCCGAGUAAUAAGUUUUCCACGAAUAAUCUCUCCGAGCAGUUGGCAUCACGCAACGUGUCUUGGCGCCUCUUCUAAAGUAAACCGUACACAUAGGUGUAAUUUCUUCAUAUCGUCCGAUAGUGUCAACCAAUAAAAUGAUCGCCGCGAAUGCAUAAGCUGCAAGCCUCGGAGAGAAUAUUUUGGACGAAAAGUAGACGCAGCCUGGAACUGGUGCGUCGUUCGAAGAUCAUCGAAACGCCUCCCCGAAGAAAGGUGAAAUCGAUCGUUGCGGAGAAUCGUCGUAACUAAAUUUUGGAAAAUUUUUUCACAUCGAAUCGCUCUACCGCGAACGGAAGAAAAAGGGGGAAAAAACGAAUCAAAAAUGUAAUCUGUCAACGAACGAGGAGACAGUAGUGGAUUAAUUGCGAUGACCACCAUAUCUGCCCGAUAGAUUGAAAUGAGAACUACUUUCGAAACGAGAGAGCCAACUGCAGCGCGGCAGUGGUACCAGCGGAAUUAGUGGAGCAGUUUUCAUCGCGUGAGCUUGAAAAUUUUGUUGAAAAUUUUCGUGCCGCACAUAUUUUGAAUUCCUGAAGCGAACCGUGGCAUCAACCGAUCGCUCUCACGACGAAUCUGCGUAGACCUGUAGAAACGCGUUGAGCGUGAACUCGAAUGAAAGUGGAACGUAAAUAAUUUCAUAGCCAUCAGACAAUUACACCUUAAAUGUAAAUUCCGAACUUCCAGACGUGUCGAAAAUCGAUCAAUCCGUCUCGACGCCAUUUAUUUCUCUGGUUCAAAACAACCGACUGUCGAAUUUUGCCUCCACUAUAUCGGAAUACGCACAGUGCGGGAAGAUCAGGGCGCAACGGAGCAAACGCCACGAUCUAAAUUUGAAUUCCACGCUACCUAUACGGGACUCGAGACGCGCGAGGUUUUACGCACGUCGUCAGUGUCUUCCAACGUUAAAGUUAACAGAAAAUUGAAAUUCGACUUCAACUUGUUCCAUCGAGAUCAAAAGAAACUAACCGCUCAGAGAAAACAAAAUAAAUGAAUAUAAAUAAAAGAUAUUAAAAAAAAAAAAGAAAAGCUUCCCCGGGACAUCGACAUAGCGCGCGCAUUCGUCGCUAUACAAUUACAAUUGCCGUUGUAGAAUAGAAAAUUUGAAAUAAAAAACUUUCGCCCCCUCCACGUCUUCGAAUUUGGAGCGAUAAAUCUGUAUUUCAAUAAAGACUGUAGAAAUAUAAAAAGACAUCUUAUUAAAUACAGAUCGCGUACGAUCAUCAUUCGAGAUGGUAAACUAUGGGAACAUUAAAUUAACGGGUUUCAAAAUAUCGUCACAUAUCAAUUUGUACGCUUGCAAAAGUUUGUGAUUCAAACUGUCUGGUUUUUUUGACGACAUAAGUCAUUUUUUCCAAUUUUUCAAACUAGCUUCUUCGGUAUAUUGCAAUUAUAAAAUCGCCCCUAAAUAACCUCGGAUAUCUCCACGAUGGCGAACAGAGUGAAGUCGCUUUAUAACCAGGUAAUUUUCGAGAGAAGAGUUCUCCUGGGUUGUACGUGUCUCGUUGGUUUGUCGGUCUGCGUUUGGGCGAUAGCUAUCGGCACUGAUCAUUGGUUUACGGUUCAAGCACCGGAUUACAUUCAAGGACUUCCCCUGGGAGACGCAGAAAAUACUGGAAGGAUGCUUCUUUUUAGGCAUCAAGGUCUCUGGAGAGAAUGUACUACGGGCUUGGAACCCGCUGGGGUCAAUAGCACGCAGAUGAUUCCGUACACAGAAUGCAAGUAUCAGGAGAUGUUUCCUUCGGAGGACCGCCUGGAGCAGAAUCCGAGUUUGAACGAAACGUUGCUCAGCUACUCCAGAACGCAGGUGUCUUUCGCAGUAAUUAGCAUAUUCGUUAUGCUUAUGGGGUUCGGAUUUUCUAUAUACACGUUUCGCAAUCCGAGAUACAUGUUCAAGAGACUAGCUGGCGGAAUACAUUUCAUAACUGGUGCCUGCGUGAUAGUGGUGAUCCAAGUAGUGCAGACAGCGGUCGAGUAUGAGAAACUCAACGUUUUUGAGACGUUUCCAAAGGGUGCGGUGAAAAGGUACGAUUAUUCUUUGGUAUUGGCGUGGUUGGUGUUCAUGGGAAAUUUAGUGGCGGGAUGCGCGUUUAUGUUGUUUUCGAAAAAACGAAAGCGCGACAAAGCACCGACCGAAGAAAUCGCCAUGGCGGAUGAACCGACGAUAAUUGGUCGCUAGUUAUAAAAAAUUUACGUAUACAAUAUAUCACAUUUAUUAUUCAAUCACAAUUCUAUCGGUAAAUAAAAAAAAUUUCUAGUCAUCGAAUUAUCAUCAUACGUACAUCGAAACGAGCGGAAGCUCGAUUAUUUGAAAGCUCCGCUUUCGUGCGUCGGUGAAACAGAAACUUGUAGCCCAACAGCCGGUUCUGUCUGGGCCGUGACUCCGCCAUUUUUUUUAUGGAGCUUACGAAUUUUACAAAAUUUCGAGCUUAUUCGUUGUCGGUAACGAACAAGCUCGAACUUUACUUCGAGUCAUACGAAAUCCUCGACCCCACCCGCUGUCGUGAUGGAUCUAGUUUUCAACUGGUGAAGAUUCUCAAGAGACGACAAAUGAAACGGGAUUUUUAAUGAUUAAGAGAAGUAAAACGAAAUCUCACCGACGACAAAAUACUCAAACGUAUGGUACGUAUCAUACCUAAUUAUAAAUUGUAAUAUCCAUGUAUCCCGUAAAGGGUAACAUUAUCGGUAAAUAAAAAAAAUGAAAAAAAUUGUAAUAUGAGAAUAUAUCAAAGCGGCAAAAAAAAGAAGGAAAUACCGCACACUAUACGAUUGAUUUUAAUUGUGAUCUAAUUAUUCAAAAAAACACCGAUAUCUAUUCAUACUGAAUAUUUGAUACUCAAUAUGUCGUACGACAAUAAGCCAUUCGGGGGUUGACCAUUGAAAAAAACAAAGUUACAUGGGUGUAAAUAAUUAUAGUUCUGAUAUUAAAAAUGCCUUCUAUAUACAUAUGGAAAUACUAACUUUCUAUUAAAAUAAAUUCACUGUCAAGGUGCUUACUCACACAGAGAAAUCGUCACUUGGUUCAUGACCGAUGACGGAAAAAAAAAUUUUUUAAAAGUUCGAUGGACGUCUGUGGUCUCGUGUGAUCAUAAAAAUUAUGAAUAACAAAUAGUGUAAUCUUUUAUUUUAUUUUCAUCAUCUAUUUAACCAUACCCCCAACUUCAGUGACCUCAAACAUAAGAAUCGAUUAAUCAUGGUUUGUUUAGUGGAAAAUGAUUUAUUUUUUAUAUAUAUGUAUGUAUAUGUAUAAGUAUCAUACAUAGUUCAAUGUACUUAUUACAAUCGAUAAUAUAAUAUUAAAAUAACGACGAUGAUAAUAAAAAUAAUUUAUCAAUAAUGUGUACACUCUGCAACGAAAAAGUCUACGUGUCUGGUGUCUGUUAUAUACCAUGUGGAUAAAAAUAUUAUAAUAUAAAAUUGAAAAAUCAUGUUCUCACUCUUUUUGAAGUGUAACGCAACCCCCAGUUGUUCAUGAAAAGACAUUCACUGUAAAUAUAUAUAUAUACUAUAAUAAUAAUAAUAAUAUUAACUUUCGAUUAUAUCAUGUAAUAAAGAACAAAAAGAAAUAUGAAAA
Messenger RNA from Athalia rosae (coleseed sawfly), 3838 nucleotides. RefSeq lists its product as uncharacterized. NCBI's taxonomy places the organism in Eukaryota, Metazoa, Arthropoda, Insecta, Hymenoptera, Athaliidae. Gene Ontology annotation, cellular component: plasma membrane. The record is from RefSeq and is a predicted model, not a curated record. The transcript is spliced from 7 exons. Bases 1694 to 2443 code for a protein of 249 amino acids.